UUAUAUAAUAUGAGAGAGAUGAUGAUACACGCACGCACGCACAUAAUGACUGCCUAAUAAAUUACAUUCAGUCCUUUUCUUUCUAGUCUUUUCCACUUCCCUUCACCGCCCGCCUUUCAUUUCCCAGGUAGAGUAGUGGACUAUCUCUUCUUUCCAACCUUAAAGCACUCAUCUCUGAUUUCAUUUUCUCCUCCUUUCUUACUUCAUAUCUAAGAACACUAAUGUGGGUUCGUUUUCCUCCAUUUCCUAUUGUAAUCUUCAUAGAGUCUGAUUGAAAAAUUAGAAUCAACAGCAGAGUAUUGGGAUGGUGAAGAACAAUCACAAAAAAUUCAUGGUGAGUCCGAUGGUUGGAAUAGGGAACCAUGAUUUGGGUCCGCCAUGGUUGAAACCAAUGUUGAGAGCCAAUUACUUCCUCCCCUGCUCAGUUCAUGUAUAUUCCAAUAAAAAUGAAUGCAAUAUGUUUUGCUUGGAUUGCCCAACUGAUGCUCUCUGUUCGUACUGUUUGAUCAAUCACAAAGAUCAUGAUGUCCUUCAGAUUAGGCGAUCUUCGUACCAUAAUGUGGUGAGGAUUAAUGAGAUUCAAAAGUACAUUGACAUUUCUUGCAUUCAGACUUACAUCAUCAACGGUGCAAAGAUUGUUUUUCUGAAUGAGAGGCCUCAGCCAAGGCCCGGAAAAGGGGUCACUAACACUUGUGAGAUCUGUUGCCGAAGCCUGCCUGACUCCUACAGGUUCUGUUCUCUUGGUUGUAAGCUUGAAGGUAUGAAGAGGGGUGAUACAGAGUUGACAUUCAAGGUGAAACGCAAUUGGGAUGGUGGAGUUGAAUCAGACGAGUCAUCGCCCCUGAAGAAGAAGAUGCGGAAGAACCAUGUUUUCAACCGCAUGAUUAAUGGACCAACAUUUUGCUGUGAUGAUGAUGAUGGUGGGUGUGACAAGGCGUCCUACUCCACUAGUGAUGAUGUCAGCAACACCAUUUCGCCUUCCACUCCACCCAUCCUUAGCCACCGGAAUUCCAACAGGAGAAAAGGCAUUCCUCAUCGCUCCCCAUUUAGAUGAAACCAGCCCCAAUCACAAUACUUUUAUAUACAUACAUAUAUAGUUCAGUAUAUGUAAAUCCAAAGUACAUAUGUCUAUAUAUGUAUAUGUAUAUAUGUACAGGGAAGUACUUGUAGCAAAAUUAUGAAUGUAUAGAAUAUAAAUUAAAUAGAAGAAUGACAGGGGAAUGGGGAUGUCUAUAUAAUUUGCGAAUAAAGUAAUGAUAUAGGCUUGGUUUCUCGUGUAAAUAUAAAAUAAGUAGUGUGUUUGCUUUUAGCUUUUCAUUUCUGAGUGUAGCAUUGCUAGUACGUAUUCUUCAUAACCAAAUUAGAGAUGAUGGAAUGUAUAAUUAUUUAUUACAAGUAGUGUCUCAUGAGACUUGGGCUUUUGGAGGUGUUAGAGAAGAUUAGCAAUUGUGUAGUUACACUGCAGCACAUGUAUAAUGAACUUGUUUUCA
Cornus florida is the source of this 1490-nucleotide messenger RNA. RefSeq names its product protein RGF1 INDUCIBLE TRANSCRIPTION FACTOR 1-like. The record is from RefSeq and is a predicted model, not a curated record. The coding region runs from base 305 to 1054 and encodes 249 amino acids. Lineage: Eukaryota; Viridiplantae; Streptophyta; Magnoliopsida; Cornales; Cornaceae. The transcript is spliced from 4 exons.